AUGAAGCUAAAGGGACAGAGUGUGGAUGGGGAAGUGGUGUCGACCAAUCCCCUGGACUUGUUGACUGGAGAUGGACUGCCUCGUGGUCUACCCACAACCCCCACCAACCCCAGUCAGAGGGACAGUACAGUGGCCCCACAGCCAGCCAGAUACCCUACCCCUGAAACUAGAUGUGGGGGCGUAUUGACAGACUCAGAGGGCAGCUUUAGCUCCCCCAACCACCCUGGAUCGUAUCCCCCGGACUCGCUGUGUGUCUGGGUGAUCCGGGCGCGCCCUCCAUCCCUGGUCCAGAUCCAUGUUCUGUGGCAACGUGGCACCCCUACUGUGAACACCAACAGCAGCACUGUGUCACCCCCUACUGUGAACACCAACAGCAGCACUGUGUGGGUGACCUUCCGCUCUGACGGGAGUAUCGGAGGCAGUGGCUUCAUUGCCCAGUACCACGCCAUCACACUUGAACAGAGUGAGUACUGGAGAGCUGCUCCAGGGAGGAGUUUGUGGGACCGCGGGCGCUGCAUCCUGCCUGUGUCAGUGUGUGACGGCCAGCCCAACUGUCAUGACCACUCUGAUGAGGCCAACUGCAGCCACAAGCACAAAGUUGUACACAUGGCAGAUCUCUGUCGAGGAGGGUCAUGUGAUCAGGCUGAGUUCCGUAACUUCAGUCUGGAGACUCAGGACGUGUGUGAGUUUGACUAUGUAGAGGUGCAUGACAGUGCUGAUACCGGGGCCGGCAGAGUACUCGGACGGUACUGUGGAACCAGCCUGCCUCCUGAGCUGACCUCCUCUGGGCCUCAGAUAACUGUGGUAUUUGUGGCUGACGAGGGUGUGGCAGACAGUGGCUUCAACGCGUCCUACCAGGCCAUCUCCCUCUCCGAGAGAACAUGCAAUCCUACUCAGUUUACCACCUGUGGCUGGACUGACUGUGCAGACGGGACAGAUGAGCACGACUGUGACAACUCGACCUAUCCCACUUUCAGCUUGUCCUGUGAGCCCAUCGAGGUGGAGAUGUGUCAGGGCCUGAGCUACAACCUCACAUCCUUCCCCAACAUUUGGCUGUUCAUCGCUGAACAGAGAGAGGCAGCCACGCUGCUCUGUGCUGAUGGAGCUGGCGUGUUUCCAGCCCCUGCGCAGGCUGGUGUGUGGGAUGUUCAUGCCCCACUGCAGCCCUGCCGGUCAGUGUGCUCCUGGGCAGCGCAGCAGUGUAGUCAGGCCCGGGACGUCUUCACCUUCAGCUGGCCCUUCAACUGCCACCUGCUGCCUGACUCCCAAGACCCUAUGGAGUGCUCCAUCCCUUGA
This is a messenger RNA of Salvelinus fontinalis (brook trout), 1296 nucleotides long. Its product is annotated as membrane frizzled-related protein-like. NCBI's taxonomy places the organism in Eukaryota, Metazoa, Chordata, Actinopteri, Salmoniformes, Salmonidae. Gene Ontology annotation, molecular function: protein binding. The coding region runs from base 1 to 1296 and encodes 431 amino acids. The record is from RefSeq and is a predicted model, not a curated record. The transcript is spliced from 10 exons.